AUGAAGAUACAUCCCCAGACCAUUUCUAUCUUCCUCCUUCCAGCCCUGUUAGCUACAGGACUUUGCCUUCAGUGCGAACGCUGCAAAAGUGCCACCCGCUCUUGUACUGGACCCCUGCAGACUUGCAGAGACGUCGAAAAUGCCUGUCUCACUCUCACAACAGAGACUAGAAUAGGCAAAGUGGUCAAAGUGGCUACCUAUAAAGGAUGUACCAAGCUGCGGUAUUGCCCUCUGGGUCCCUUCACCAUCACCACUGACCUGGAGGGACGCAUACGAAGCAAUUCGGAAUGCUGCUGUUCAGAUCACUGCAACAAGGGAGGUUUGAGAUUGCCAGUAAUGGGUAAACCGAACCACAGAUGGUGUCCUGGACACAAUUCAAAGGGCUCCAAGUGCAGCCUUGAUGAUAAACUUCAUUGCCACGGUCGGGAAGUCAACUGUUUCUAUCUUGCUGGAUUCACCGAAGCAGGUGGCAAGAACAAGACUUAUGUCAGACAAGGUUGUGGGACCAAACAUACUUGUAUAGAUCAGCUGGGCAUUUUUGGCAUCCCAGAGUUAUUUCUUGAGACAGUGACACAGUCGGAGUGCAGUGAGGCUACCUAA
Messenger RNA from Sceloporus undulatus (fence lizard), 600 nucleotides. RefSeq names its product phospholipase A2 inhibitor and Ly6/PLAUR domain-containing protein-like. Gene Ontology annotation, molecular function: phospholipase inhibitor activity. Gene Ontology annotation, cellular component: extracellular region. The transcript has 5 exons. NCBI's taxonomy places the organism in Eukaryota, Metazoa, Chordata, Lepidosauria, Squamata, Phrynosomatidae. The record is from RefSeq and is a predicted model, not a curated record. The coding region runs from base 1 to 600 and encodes 199 amino acids.